AUGCUUAUUGCUAAUGCCCAAUGCGAGCUAGAAGCAAGAGGGCUUGAAGUUCAUUACGAAACUUUGGCCUUGUCCGAACGUGCCACGAGUGUUAUCAAUGUCCAACAUCAAGUUAAUCCCGAUGUACUUGAUUUGCGUCCUUACGCUGAUGAAGUCGAUGAUCUCCUUUUAAUUGAAAUGGCGCAUCAACUUCGAGCUAAUCAAUCAACUAAUUAUACACUCCUGAUACUCUCUGGAUGCUGUAAUUUUACUUGUGUUGGCUUGCGCUCUCUUGUGCACGCUGUUGGCAAAGCGAUGCGCCAGCUUGACUGCUCGUGCACCGAUUUAUCGAUUCCAAUGCUGCAGGUGCUAGCAACAGGUAUUGAGCAUCUAGACGAAGUCAACUUUUCGUCGUGCCAACAACUUUCAAGUGAAGACGAUGCUCUGGGGUGGAUAAGUGGCUUGAUGGGGCCUCAAAGUUCACGAACUCGAUGUCGCCGUUUACUAUCGCUCGAUAUAUCAUCUUGCAAUAACGUUCGUGACCAAGGAAUAUCCCACAUUGUUCGAGGCUGCAAAUUGUUGCAUGUUCUCAGCUUGAAGCGAUGCCACCAACUGACUAAUGCUACUCUUAGACGCAUCGGAAAACAUGGUGUACAUUUGCGCACCCUUGAUUUAAGCGGUUGUUACGCAAUGUCAUCUGCCGGGCUACUAGAGAUGGUACAGGGUACAACAUUGCUGCAGUCGCUGAACCUCGAGGGAUGUCUGCGUAUGCGCGAGGAAAUCCUUGCGUCGGUUACAAAAGCCUGUCCUGCCUUACAAACCUUUAAUCUGACAGGUUGUCAUGAAAUCACGGACGCAGGCAUCAACACACUAGCUGAAAGGUUGAUUUUUGCACGAAAAGCACACUCAUAUCGCGGCCUUGAACCUUAUGUCGAUGGGCUGCUGAUCAAAUAUUCGAUUCAAGAACAAACUAUUCGAUCAUCAGCGACACUUAGACUUCAGGCCUUCUACCGUGGAUACAUUGGCCGAUGUGUUGCUAACUCAAAGAGUAAAUUAUUGGAACAGGUGUCGGCAUCUUACAAAAUUUGGCGAUUUUACACGUGCUGGCGAAUCAGACGCGCCCUCGAUCUUCGUGUAAAGCAAAGAAAGCUUUUCAAUCGUAGUGCCGUUCGAAUUCAAAGAUUAAUCACAGGAGUACCUGGUCGAGCUAGUAUUACAGAUUCUCAAGUUGAAGAACAAAGACUGGUCCUUAAAGCAAUAUCAGCAGUAAAAAUUCAGGCUGCUUUUCGAGGGUUUUGGACACGCAGGCACUUCAUGUUUGUACGAAAAUAUCUCGAGCGAUUUCGGCUUGAGCAAAACUUUCUAUUGCGUGAAAGGGCGGCAGAUCGUUUACAAAAAUUCAUUCGCGCGCGAUGUGGCAUUUCUCACUUCGAAUCUCUCAUGGCGCUCAAUCAAAGUCGUCGGAUGGCGCAGUGCGACGCUGUAGUAAAGCUGCAGCGAUUGUAUAGAGCUUUUGCUACACGUCGGGGCUAUCGCCAGUUGCUUAUGGCUAUAGCAAAACAGCAAGAAGAAAAUCUUAGACUUAAUCAGAUUGCAGUAAAUGUACAAAGCAAGUGGCGCGGGUAUCGUGGUCGUCAAUAUGAUUUAAGUCUGCGCCGAGCAAGAGCAAACUCGUGA
Plasmopara halstedii is the source of this 1656-nucleotide messenger RNA. RefSeq names its product F-box protein containing LRR. The record is from RefSeq and is a predicted model, not a curated record. Gene Ontology annotation, biological process: SCF-dependent proteasomal ubiquitin-dependent protein catabolic process. NCBI's taxonomy places the organism in Eukaryota, Oomycota, Peronosporomycetes, Peronosporales, Peronosporaceae. Bases 1 to 1656 code for a protein of 551 amino acids. Gene Ontology annotation, cellular component: SCF ubiquitin ligase complex. Gene Ontology annotation, molecular function: protein binding. The transcript is spliced from 4 exons.